UCAACUGUCAUAAUUAAGAUUGAUUGAUAAGGCGCGCAGUGGAGGUAGUGAGGGCCCCCAAGCUAUAAAAUGAAGACUAGUGCCCUUUCCCCGGUGCUCACAUCUGAAUAGUCGUUUCACAACAUAAGAUGAGGGUUUCAAGUUUUAUCUGUUUGGUUCUAUUUGUCUAUGCGGCCUGGGCUCGUCCACAUGUGGUCAAGCGAGAGGCAGCAGAAAAUGGAAUCCAGGCUCCUCAAAAACUGGCUCGCUCAUCUACAAACCUUGUAGAAGACACAACAGCUCCCAAACAAGACACCACAGCUCCCAAACAAGACACCACAGCUCCCAAACAGGAGUCUGUAGCUCCAACACAGGAAUUGACAACUCCUUCCCAAGAUUCCCCUGUCUCCUCACCACAGCCGGCUGUCUUGCAAACAGAAGACAAGGGAGUCCCUUCUGCUGAUGUCGUCACAGAUUCACCUAAAGAUGACAAACAGGAAGUUCCUCAAGGUAUGUCACGUGAGCAGUAUGAGCAGAUGAUGAUGGCUAGACAACAACAGGAUCUCUUCGCCCAGCGUCAACAGCAAAUGAUAUUCAGACAACAGGAAGCCCUCCGCCAGCAGGAAUCUCUGAUGCAGCAGAUCGCAGCUCAGCAAGCGCAAGUUGCAGCCCAGGAGCAGUACGUCCGUUCGGCCAUCGCUCGCCAGCAGAAACUGCACUACGCCCAACAGCGUCAGGCAGCACAGCAGCGUGAAGCUCAGCUUCAGGCAGCUCAACAGCAAGCAGCAGAACAGCAGGCCGCUCAGCAGCUGUCUAGGGAGCAAUACGAACGAAUGAUGCAGAGUCAGCAGCAAGGAAUGAGACAGCCAGCUCAGGAUCAGCCUCAGGUGCAGGGUGACUUGAUGAACGGCCAGCAGCAGCAGGUACCACAGCCCCACGCCCUAACUCGUGAGCAGUACGCACAGAUGAUGAUUUCUAGACAGCAACAGUUGAGACAGCAACCUCAAGUUUCCUCCCGAGAGGAAUACGAGCAGAUUCCUGAUCAACAACAGCCAGUGCCCCAAUAUCAGGGCGUGGGCCGAGGACAGUAUGAGCCAAUGAUCUCCCAACAGCCAAUGCCCCAAUCUCAAGAAAUGAGCGGAGAGCAGUACGAACAGCUGAAUACAAGACAGCAGUAUGAACAGAUGGUCAACUCCCAACAGCAAGGAUGGAGACAAUCUUCACAACAUCCAGGCCGCGAGCAGUACCAACAAAUGAUGCAGGAGCGGGAAGAAGCUUUGAGACAACAGCAACAGCAGCAACAACAACAACAACAGCAGCAGCAACAACCAGUUCCAACACGUGAGCAACUCCUCCAAGCUAGACAGCAACAGCUACUUCUCGCUCAGCGCCAACAGCAACAAAUUCUCUUGGCCCGCCAGCAGGAACAGAUGUUGCAGGCACAGAAACAACAGCAGCAAACUGCAUACCCCGCCAGAGGAGACGACGAAUCUGCAGUGCAGAACAAGCGUGGGCAAUAUGAAGCCGCCCCAGUGCCAGUCCAACAGGAGCAGCCCAGUGAAGAGAACAUCAACUCUUACCUCCAGAGAACAAGAAACUUCGAGGAGGACGCCCUGGCAAUGCAACAAAUGCGCGGUCUUCCACUGCCCACACCUCAGGAUCAGAGAAGUCAAUCUAACCAAGAGCCAAGAAUGAACGAAUAUGAUUCCAGACCCACAGAGGACCCAAGAAUGAUGCAAGGACAGUCAGCCAAUCAGCCAACUAUCAACACCAGGGGGCCAGUUGUUCUGCCAGUGCCAGUGAUGGAGAACAUAAUGCUUAUGGAGACACGUCUGCGAGAAUUCAGAGAAGCUGCUAUCAAGAGUUUCUACUUGGACCUAGCCAGAUACCAAGAAGUGGGCCAGUAUUUCCGCACCCAGUUGCUAAACAAAUUGCGACUGAUCCAAGAAAUUGAGAACCAGCUUGCUGCCCCACUUCGCAACGCCCUGGCCGAGCAAGUGACUACCCCUCGCUUGAACAUCCCGCUUCAUUUCCCGUCUCCUGCCAUGGUCAACAAAAUUCGUGGACUAAAGACACCUUCACAGAAUGAAGAGUAACAAGGCCAAGAAUGUUUUUUUAUCUUCAGAAAAAUUGUUUAGAAGUUACUUCUCUUGCUAAUUAAAAAAAAAGUGUGUCAGUAAAGCUAGA
Molecule: messenger RNA, 2166 nt
Organism: Biomphalaria glabrata
Lineage: Eukaryota; Metazoa; Mollusca; Gastropoda; Planorbidae
Exons: 9
Coding region: 129-2075 (648 amino acids)
Source: RefSeq, a predicted model, not a curated record